GACUCUCUCUCUCUCUUUCUCCCUCGAGAUUUGCUAGAUCGCCGCCGUCUCUUCGUCGGUCGGCGUAGAACAUCGUACUGUCGUGUCCGGCUUGCCGCCGCGUCACGUUCGCCGGACAUAGCCCCGGAGCCCUUCGGUUCCGUAGAGGACAGGGCACGGCCUUCGCGUUCGCCUGUUCGUCUCCUCGCGUGCCGCGGGACUCCUCUUGUACCGAGAGAAGAGAUCGUCCGGUUUCGGUCGGGUUGAGAAGGGUCCCUUCGGGUUUGCAUAUGGGCUGUACGGAAGUGGGUGCCUCUAUGAAGGAGAUUCUUCAUGUAGUGGUAAAGCGAGAAAUUUUGGAGCUGUUUUUUGAUAGUUAAAAUGGGUGUGACGUGCAUGGAGGUCGACACUGAUAGAGAAAAGCAACUGGAAAGGCGACGGAAGAGACGGUGCUUGCGUGACCCCAUUGUAAUGCCAACUUCUUUACAGAAUGGUGCUCCUGAGAGAGCUCCACAAAGAACUGAUAGGGUCGACUUCUUCGGAGACGAGGAAUAUGUGAAUUUCUUGAAACGUUAUCACGACAAUUCUGGUUUCGUGCCUUCGGAAGCUUAUAGAUGUGGCAGCAGUAGUGGUAGCGAUGAUUUAUUGGAUCCACAGUAUAAGAUUUUCUUUGAAAGUCUGAGAGUAACCGGGAAGUCAUACGAGCUUGAGGUACAAGUAGACAUUGGAACCAGUAUACUCCUCAAGUAUAACAUUGAAGACCAGCCAUAUGAAGGAUUAAUCUUUGAAGAUUUGAAGAGUCGAACAUUGAAUAAUACUGCAGAUACGGUGAGAAGGUUGAGGAAUGCUGUGGGAAGAGGAAAGGACAAAGUUGCUGCUCCGAUGAGGAAAGAAAAUGAGAAGGAAAGAAGAAUCCCGAGAAAUGUUUCCGGAAGGGAGAAGGAGAGCCUGCAAAUUAGCAAAGCUGCUGCAACAAGCAAAGGAAUUUGCAACUUGGAUAUAGAAGCCCGACCUGCAAAUCUUGGUUCUAAUCAGGCAACUAGACAGUCCCCUGGGGUAUUGCGUCCCGAGGUUCGACAAGCACCUGAGCAUGAGGAGGAGACAUGCGAUGAAAGCUACCUAGCCCUUCUGAAUGGUGCAAAAGAUGAUGGUAACAUUCUUGAAUUUACAUUUGAUAAUGGUAAACAAACUACCAAAGCUGCUACAACGAGCAAGGGAAAUUGCAACUUGGAUAAAAGAAAGAGAGAAGCCCAACCCACAAAUCUUGGUUCUGAUCGGGCCAUUAGAUGGUCCCCUAGGGUAUCGCCUCCAGAGGUUCGACAAGCACCCGAGCAUGAGGGGGAGACAUGUGAUGACAGCUACCAAGCCCUUCUGAAUGGUGUAAAUAAGGAUGGUAACAUUCUUGAAUUUACAUCUGAUGAUGGUAAACAAACUACUAAAGCUGCUGCAACGAGCAAAAGAAAUUGCAACUUGGAUAAAAGAAAUAUAGAAGCCCGACCCGCAAUUCUUGGUUCUACUCGGGCCAUUAGACGGUCCCCUAGGAUAUUGCAUCCAGAGGUUCGACAAGCACCCGAGCAUGAGGAGGAGACAUGGGAUGAAAGCUACCUAGCCUUUCUGCAUUGUGCAAAAGAGGAUGGUAGCAUUCUUGAAUUUAGAUCUGAUAAUGGUAAACUAAUUAGAUAUGAGGAGGAGGAUGAUGAGGAAAGUUCAUGUGAAGUGGAAAUGCUUGCUGGAGAAGAUAUAUCUAAAUGUGAAGAAUUUGUGACUAUGAAUUUAUCUGAAGAUCCGAUAACCAUUGACAGUAAGCACUUUGCUGAUGAUCCUGGAAGCAGCAGCGGUACCGUAUUCAGGAAGAAACUCAUGGGUGUACUUCAAAUGCCCUAUGAUGUGAAGGAGCAUGAAGACCUUUCCCGAAGAGUAAGACAUAAAAGGCAAAAGACGGUGGAAAAAAGUCUGCGUCAAGGACGGGAUUUCACCUCUUCAUUGGGGGAGCGCUGCAAAUCAUAUCUUGAGCUGUACAAGGAUUUUGCAAAAGAACUCAAGUCGGUUCGAGGUGAUCGUCACCGGAAUUUGAAUCUCUUACGUGGAUUUUUCUUUUGGUUGGAGAACGUACCCAAGGACGGAGCAUUUAAGCCUUGGUUGGAUCCAACUUGUUUGAAAGUGUUACCUACACAGGCAGUUAGGAGGGUCUAACGUGAAUAUUUCUCCGACCCCGACAAGAAAGCGUGCAAAACCUGGAAAUGCUGCUGCAAUGUUUAUUCAGUAUGUCGAUGUCCUAAUUCUUGUCAAGAUUUUGGUAAUACACAUAGUGAAUCUGAUGGUUGUGCGUCACUCAUCAUCCCCAAGGUGGAAUUUGGGGACUACAUCAAGGAACAUGCUUUUCUGUAUUUCAGUCACUUGCAAAUGCAAGCGGAUCUUUUUGUACUGCGAAAAUCAUGUUUAUCGAAAUGUGCAGCUCUCUGUGCUUGAAUUCCAGACAAAA
Messenger RNA from Syzygium oleosum, 2461 nucleotides. RefSeq lists its product as uncharacterized. Lineage: Eukaryota; Viridiplantae; Streptophyta; Magnoliopsida; Myrtales; Myrtaceae. The record is from RefSeq and is a predicted model, not a curated record. Bases 361 to 2172 code for a protein of 603 amino acids. The transcript is spliced from 5 exons.